Molecule: messenger RNA, 1713 nt
Organism: Homarus americanus (American lobster)
Lineage: Eukaryota; Metazoa; Arthropoda; Malacostraca; Decapoda; Nephropidae
Exons: 8
Coding region: 125-1084 (319 amino acids)
Source: RefSeq, a predicted model, not a curated record
CGUCGUCGUGUAAGCACGUUCGCUCGCGCUCGGCCUCGCUACCCACGUGAUCGCUUGCGUCAGUGUAUAGCAAAAACAGACUUACCGAAAGCAUUCAUACUAUGUUAAUAAGUUAAAUAGACACAUGUUUCACGGUCAUGGUGUACAGUUAUUGAUGUGUGUGACGGAAAAGGACUGUUUGUGUUUUUCAGGAUUCUCUGCAGUGAUUAAAAGCAAGCAAAAGGUUUCAGCUAUGCAUGGAGCCUACAUAACAGCCGUACUGUUUUUCAACUGUAAGUUUAGCAGAGGUGUUGAAGACUUAUAUGCACGCGCCGCUGGGGACCUACUCCGGGGGGUGGACGUGCCCCAGUUCGCCUUCGCUGGGGGUCAGGCUACACUGAGCUGCUCAUAUGACCUCCGCUCCACCAGACUCUACUCCCUCAAGUGGUACCACAAUGGCACCGAGUUCUAUCGCUACGUCCCGACUGAACGCAAUAGACCCAUCAACAUUCAACCCAGCCUCAAGUUCUCUGUUACCGAGUUGUUCAGGAACGAGCACCGGGUGACCUUGUCGUUGACCAGGUUGACUGUGUCAGCCUCGGGUCAGUACCGCUGUGAGGUGAUCGCCGAACACCCGAGCUUCCGAACUGAAGCUUCUAUGGCCUUCAUGACGGUCCUGCGAGAGCCGCUGGCACCCCCGGUGUUGGUGGGGGCGAGGGAGAUAUACGAGCCCACGGAGAUGAUCAAGAUAGGCUGUCAGCCCCGACCCUCUCUCUACGACGGCCACACACCUGUACUACAGUGGUUCCUGGAGGGUAGUCAGGUUGGGUCGGAGUUCGUCACACCGUACGGCAACGCCCUCAGAGAUGGUGACUCAGGGCUCUCCUUACACGUGCCGGGGGAACAGAUCGCGGCGGCGGGUGGCACGCUGCAGGCUGAGUGCAGGUUGACGCUGGGACCUCAUACACUCAGUGCCUACAAGACCCUUCGAGUACGAGUCCGUAUGAUAUCUUACGUGGGUACCUACCACUCCCCAGCUAACCAAUGGGAGGUCAGCAUCGUUUGUCUGCUAAUGGGCACUGCGGCUGUUCUCCUCCUGCUGUAGGUGAUAGAGUGUCACCAUCACCACCACCGCCAUCAUCAUGAACACCACCGCCAACACCAUAGCCACCACCACCAUCAUCACCACCACCACCGCCACCGCCAACAUCACCAUCACCACCAUAACCUUCCACCUGCUGUAAGUGGUUCAGUGCCAUCACCACUGCCACCACCAACACUACCAUCACCAUCACCAUCACCACCAUCCCCACUAACACCAGCACCACCACCACCGUCACCAUCCUCCUGUAGCUGUAGGUGGCAUAAUACUGCCCCUACUUCCACCGCCACUACCAUCACCACCAUCACCCCCACCACCACUAACACCACCACAAUCAUCCUCAUGCUCUAGGUGGUAUGGUGUCACCAGAACCACAACGUUAAGCAUCACCAUAACGAUCAUCUUGUUACCAUAAGGGGUACAGUGCCACUAUCACCAUCACCACCAGUAUCAUCACCUUUAACACCGCCAAAACCACUAUCACCACAACCACAACUACUACCACGACCACCACAGUCCAGGGGCGGAUUCAAGAGAUAUUCUGAGGUCAAUAGUAAUUACUUUUUACUAUACAAAAAUGGCUGACUACAAUACUGCAUUAAAGAAAAAGUAUAAGAAAUUUCUGAUGAUAA